AUGCCUUCAAACGCCUGCGACAGAUGUCACCGCCGCAAAGUCCGCUGCGACAAGAUCCAACCUCAAUGCGGGCCUUGCAAACGUGCUGAUGUCGCUUGUGAAUAUGCUGUUAGUGAACAUCAGUUGAGGAGGAGGAAUGUUCAGAAGUUGGAGAGGAGGAUUAGGGAGUUGAUGGAUUGUAAUGAGGGUUUGACGCAGCAGUUGAGACGGUCUGAGGAGGUUACCAGACGAUCUGAGGAUGUGGCUAUACGGUCUGAGGGGGCGAGGAGAUCUGAAGAUGUUGAGAGAGGUGAGGCGUCGGUACAUGAUAGUCCUGGGGAUGGAGAGGUGGCUGAGGAGGUUAUUCAGAUGAGUCUCAUCGCAGGCGGAGGCCAUCACUUCGUCGGUUCAACAAGCGGUCUUCUCCUCGCCAACCUCCUCCAAUCCCGCCCUCAACCAUCCUCAUCCUUCACCACAUCAUGGAAACCAAACUCCCUCCCCGGCCUACCCUCACCACAAACCAACUCCGGCCUCCCCCCCAAAUCCCUCGCCUCAGAACUCCUAAAAGCCUACUGCAGCCAUGACCAUCUCUGCUACCCCUUCCUCUCCACCAAAUCUCUCUACCGGUCUCUAGACGCCGUGUACGAAGACUCCAGCGCCAAAGAUCCCGUCGAUGUCUUCUUCGUCGACAUGACACUCGCGAUUGGCACGGCGCAGGUGCACAAGUUUAACUGGAAUGGUGUAUAUGAUGCUGAGACGCAUUAUAACCGUGCAAUGACGAGAUUAGCUGAUGUGCUGGCGAUAGAUGGGAUUGAGAGGUUGCAGGCGCUGCUGUUGGUGUGUCAGUAUAGAAUGGGCACGACGUCGAGUAAUACCACGACUAGUGUUUGGCAUCUCAUCGGCGUUGCGGCGAGGACGUGUCUUGAAAUGGGGCUUCAUCGAGCAGCGACUUAUGCGCUUCCGCAGACGUUGGAUGAUGCAACGAGGAAGGUUAAGGAGGAGGAGAUGGAGACGAAACGACGGUGUUUCUGGAGUCUUGCUGCGCUGGAUCGCGUGACGAGUCUUGCGCUUGGAAGGCCUUUGGCCCUGCAGCUUGAAGAUAUAGACGUUGAUCUUCCCCCUUCGUCAACGGCUGAUCAACUACCCGAAGAUAGCAGUCCUCUCUCUUCAGCGCCCUACGGAACACCUCAAUACCGCGCUGCGACUUCUGUGUUCGUGCACAUUGUUCGCUAUCGCCUCAUCUGCGGGAAGAUCAUCAACGCCCUGCAUCGCAGCGCCAAACACGUAACGUUCCCGAACACAAGCUACGAGGAGAUGCGAACAGCUCUAGCAAGGGAGCUACAAGAGUGGCAUACUGAAACAGCGAACCUACCCCUUGUUAAGAGCGACACAGCUGCUUCGCCGGCUAGUGGGUCGAGUUUUCGGUCUGGGGAGUGGUAUAGACUCUUAUACCAUAACGGUAUGCUCAUGCUCUUUCGGCCGUCCCCGUGUUUGAACGACGCAGCUGUGAAUAGCCUCGCGCUACAGAAUAUUUACGACUCUGCAAGGGAGGCUAUAAGUCUCUAUGCAAGUCUCCACCGAUCGCGAAAGUUGAAUUACUCCUGGAUAACGAUGCAUACCGUCUUCCUAGCCGGCCUAUCCUACAUCUUCGCCCUACGCCAUCACUUCUCUGGUUCUGAGCCUCAGCGCGCGAGGUUACACACAACACCCACGAUAAACCAAGUCGUCAACGACACGAGGGCUUGUUCAAAAGUGCUGUUCCCCGAGCAUAGCAAAGAUGCUCAAUUCUGGCUAUGGCCUCGGAGGGAUCUCACAUCAGGUUCCAUCUAUGUCCUAUCAUUUGUUGAAAUGACGGACUCGGUCGCCGAAGCCGAGAUGCCAGGGCCCGUACCUCCAAUCCGUAUCGGCAACGUCUCCGGCGCAACAGGCGACCAUCCCCACGCAAUGUCCCGCAUGGUCCGCUCCGGCAACGUGCACGUCAUAACAGGAGACUGGCUCUCCGAGAUGAACAUCGCCUGGAACGCAAUCACCAAGCAAGAAGUAGACCCCAACCUCGGCUACGAGAACGGGUUUUACGAGCAACUCGACGAGUGUCUCGAUGAUAUCAUGCAGCGUGACAUCCGCGUCGUAACUAACGCUGGGGCAUUGAACACUGAUGCCCUGUAUGAUAAAGUCAGAGCGCUCUGUGAGAAGAGGGGGUAUGGGGGUUUUGUUGUUGCAAAGGUGCUGGGGGAUGAUGUUUCGGAUGUUGUGAGGAGGAGGGAUGUGCAGAUUACGCAUCUGGAUCAUCCGGAGCAGACUCUUGACUCUUGGGGUUUUACGCCGUGUUGUGCGACUGCGUAUAUUGGAUGUUGGGGUAUUGUCCAAGCGCUUCGUUCUGGUGCUCGUAUCGUUAUCUGCGGUAGAUGCACCGAUGCUUCUCCUGUGAUGGGCGCCGCGGCGUGGUAUCAUGGCUGGCGAGAAGACCAGUACGAGGAGUUGGCUGGUUCGCUGCUCGCUGCUCAUCUCAUCGAGUGCGGUCCUUACGUCGUCGGUGCAAACUUCUCAGGGUUCAAGGACUUUCUGCCUGAGCUUGUGGACAUUGCAUUCCCCAUUGCAGAGAUUGAUCCAAGAGGACGGUGUACCAUUGGAAGAACUGCAGAGGGUGGAGGAAGAGUCACGAAAGAGACUGUCACCGCACAAUUACUCUACGAACUUCAGGGUCACUUGUACUUGAAUCCCGAUGUCGUCGCAGAUCUCUCGGGGGUACACGUCGAACAAGAGUCAGAAAACCGCGUCUCCGUCUCAGGAGUAAAAGGGCUCCCUCCACCCCCAACAGCAAAAGUCAUGAUUGCCGCAAAAGGCGGCUUUCAAGCUGAAGCAACAUUCUACAUCAACGGUCUCGACGUCUACGAGAAAGCAGCCAUGAUGAAGAACCAACUAGCACACAUGUUUAAAGACUCCAACUUCAGCCGUCUAAGCAUCGAGUUAUAUGGCACUCCAGCUGAGAACCCUACGUCUCAACAAGCAGGCACUGUAUCACUCCGUGUCUUCGCGCAAGCUCGUCGAAAAGAAGACAUCGAAGCGCCCAAGUUCAAAGUUCCGAUAUAUGCACUCCGCAUGCAGAGUUAUCCGGGGUACCAUAUGAAUCUUGACUUUAGGACUAUGGUGCCCAAGCCAUUCAUGGAGAUGUUUCCAGCGCUCAUGCCCGUGUCUGCGAUUGAGCAUCGCGUCGAGAUGAGUACCGGUACAUCACAUCGUAUUGAACCACCAGCAAAAACAGCAAAGUACCCUAUUGUACGACCGUCGACAGAAACGCAUGGACCGGUUGACAUGCUUACUUUCGGACCAACGGAGUGGGCACCAUUGGGAAGUGUAGUCCAUGCGAGAUCAGGCGACAAAGGCGAUAAUUCGAAUGUUGGGUUCUUUGUCAGGAAUGACGAUGAGUAUGCUUGGUUGAGGAACUUGUUGACUGUUUCGAAGCUGAAGCAGUUGUUUGGGGAUGAUUGGUUCAAGGGGGAUCCUGAGAGGAGGGUUGAGAGGGUUGAGUUUCCUGGUGUCAACGCCGUGCACUUUCGUGUUUUGGAUAACUUGAAUGGAGGGAUUGCGUCUUCAGAUCGCAUUGAUGGUCUUGGGAAAGGAAUUGGCGAGUAUUUGAGGAGUCGAUACGUUGAUGUACCAAAGGCGUUUCUUGAAAGAGGACGAAUUUAG
Fusarium subglutinans is the source of this 3669-nucleotide messenger RNA. Its product is annotated as DUF1446 domain protein. The coding region runs from base 1 to 3669 and encodes 1222 amino acids. The transcript is spliced from 4 exons. Gene Ontology annotation, biological process: regulation of DNA-templated transcription; DNA-templated transcription. Gene Ontology annotation, molecular function: zinc ion binding; DNA binding; DNA-binding transcription factor activity, RNA polymerase II-specific. The record is from RefSeq and is a predicted model, not a curated record. NCBI's taxonomy places the organism in Eukaryota, Fungi, Ascomycota, Sordariomycetes, Hypocreales, Nectriaceae.